This is a messenger RNA of Phaedon cochleariae (mustard beetle), 4686 nucleotides long. The record is from the annotation of a GenBank genome assembly. Lineage: Eukaryota; Metazoa; Arthropoda; Insecta; Coleoptera; Chrysomelidae.
AAAUUUGACAGAGUUUUGUGAACAUGGCUGGCGUGUUUGGUACGGAAAUUUGGAAAAAUUGGGAAAAAUCCGGGAAACAGGAGUUUAUCAAAACUUGUAUUCCAUUAUUGAAAGAUGAAACAAAAAGCCCUCUUUUUGAUGUACAUGGAAAAUCAUCAAACAUUGUCCAUUUUAUCCAUGAGCUCAUCGAAAAGGGAGUUAAAGGUGUUAUUAGAAAGGAGUCUGUUGUUUCAACACUCCAAGAAUUAGUGAGUCUGCAUCCAGACGUCCCCUCAAUCAUUUUAGAUGUAUUGAAUUUAACUGAUGCAAUUACUUCUCAGACUGAAGGGGAUGAUUCCAAAGACAGGAAUAAUUUUUCUGCCAUCAUAAAAGAAUGUGAAAAGUUCUUAUCUGAUAAAUUAUUGAAAGAGAGGUUGGAGAUCGAUACACUACAAGAAGUUGGGGUAUUGAAAAAUAACACAUUUUAUUCCAAGUUCAUCAAAGUGAAGACAAAACUUUAUUACAAACAGCGUAAAUUCAAUCUGUUUCGAGAAGAAUGUGAAGGUUUUGCUAAACUAGUUACAGAAUUGAAUAAUGAAUUCAGUGAGAAUACUGAUCCUUCAGAGUUGAUUGGUAUAGUGCAAUCUUUAAUAGGAUGCUUCAAUUUGGAUCCAAAUAGAGUAUUAGAUGUGAUCUUAGAGAGCUUUGAAAGUAAGCAGAAAGAUGCCAGAAUAUUUGUUCCAUUAAUAAAUUCAUAUAUGAACGAUCCACGUAUCAUCAGUGAGGUAUUAUCCACAAAGUUUGGAUUUUUGAAGAACAAUGAACAGGAAGUUCCACAGUCCCUAUAUGUGCUUACAGCACAGCUCCUCCAGCAUAAGAUAAUAAAAUUGGAUGACAUUUAUCAUUGGUUGUAUCCAGAAGACAAAGUAAUGGUAAAAGAGUUUGACAAGAACAUGAAAGAUGCUAAAGAAUAUGUGAGAAAACUACAAAUAAUAAACCUCAACAACAAAGAUAAAGAGAAUACUCCUGAAGACCCAGAAGUAUACGGCGAAAAUUAUGUGGGAAACCAAAAGUUGGGUUUGUGUGAAGCCUUAUUGUUGGUGGGAGAUUGGGAAAAUGCCCAGCUCUUGAUAAAAAGGCUGCCAGAACAUUAUGCUGUUGGGUAUGAGCCAAUAGCUGCCGCCUUAAGUGCUCUUAUUCAUCAUAUUAUCGAACCUGUUUAUAAAAAGCACGGCAUCAUCAGCGAGAAAAUCCCCCGCAAGCCGGUCCCCACCGACGACAUCCCCGCCGCGCCCAGACCCGCGCACACCUUCUCCGACCUCAAGGCCGCCGCUAUUCCCAUGCUGCUCGCGCUCGGCUCCUCGCUGCGCUUCGAUCCGGUCUUGCUCAGCAAGUUCGUGCGCCUGAGCAAAGCGGCGCUAGCGUCGUACGGGAUCGACGGCGCCAAAUGCGCGCCACCUACCGAGGACUCUCUCUACUACGACAUUUUGUCGCUAUUGGACGAGACCAUACUGCCGUCUCUGUCUUACUUGGAGUGCAAUUGCUGCAUCGCUGAGGAGAUAUGGACUCUUGUGAGGCUGUACCCUUACCAGAUAAGGUACGCGCUAUACUCGAGAUGGAAGAACGAAACUUACUCGGUGUACCCAGAGCUGCUGAGAAAAAGGGCCGACUCCGAGAAACAAAUAAAAAACAUAAUGAAGCGAGUGAGCAAAGAGAACGUCAAGCCAGUAGGGAGACUGAUCGGGAAGCUGACUCACUGCUCCCCUGGUUUCCUCUUCGACUACGUCCUCUUGCAGAUCCAGGUGUACAACAACCUGAUCAAUCCUGUGGUGGAUUCGCUCAAGUAUUUGACGAACUUGUCCUAUGACGUGUUGGGUUAUUGUCUGAUCGAGUCGUUGGCUAAUGCUGAGAAGAAGCGCGUGAAGCAUGACAGCACGUCCAUCUCUACCUGGUUGCAGAGUUUGGCGAGCUUCUGCGGAGCCGUUUACAAGAAGUAUACGAUUGAGUUGACUGGCUUGUUGCAGUUUGUUGCCAAUCAGCUGAAGGCGCAGAAGAGCUUGGAUUUGCUUAUUCUCAAAGAAAUUGUGCAGAAAAUGGCUGGAGUCGAUGCUGCUGAAGAUCUCACUAUAGAUCAGUUGAAUGCUCUAUCUGGUGGAGAACUUCUUAAAUCAGAGGCCGGCUACUUCAGCCAAGUGCGCAACACCAAAAAGUCCUCCUUGAGGCUCAAAGAAUCGAUGGCGGAAAACGAUCUGGCAGUGGCCCUCUGCCUGCUGAUGGCCCAGCAAAACUAUUGCGUUGUAUACAAGGAGACCCAAAAGAGUCACAUGAAGCUGGUGGGCAAGCUGUCGGAUCAGUGUCAGGACACGCUCGUGCAAUUCGGGACGUUUUUGGGAUCGACUCUUUCCGUCGACGAGUACGUCAAUAAGUUGCCGUCGAUACAGAGCAUGCUGAUGGAUUAUCACAUUCCUUUGGAAGUGGCUUUCUUCCUUGCCAGGCCCAUGUUCAACCAUGCUACCAAUCAAAAAUACGACCAGUUACGUAAAGCAGAUCCAAACUACAAGAAGAUGUCGUCAUCAUUGAAGAAUCAAAAAUACUUCGAGGCAGUAACCGAAAUAAUGCAACCCGUUCACACCUCUUUGAUCCCCCUGCAUACUCCCAGAGUGUGGGAAGACAUCUCCCCCCAAUUCCUGUCGACCUUCUGGUCAUUGACCAUGUACGACCUACACGUACCUGAAGAUACAUACCAGCAAGUGAUAAACAAAGCGAAACAGCAAUCCUUGGCCAACAUGGACUCGGGAACCAAGGGCAAAAAGGAACAAGAACGGUACCAGACGUUGUUUGAGAAGCUGCAAGACGAGAAAAAGAAACACAGCGAACACGUAGAUAAGAUAAUGAACAGGUUGAAGCAGGAGAAGGACAGCUGGUUUUUGUCCAGGACGCCGAAAGCUGUCAAGAACGAAGCUAUCACUAGAUUUCUUCAGCUUUGCGUUUUUCCCAGGUGCACUUUCACUCAGGUGGAUGCAGUUUAUUGUGCAAAGUUUGUCUACACGAUUCAUCUUCUCAAGACUCCGAAUUUUUCCACUCUGCUGUUUUACGAUAGGCUAUUUUGCGACGUCACUUAUUCCAUAACCUCCUGUACGGAAAACGAGGCCAUGCGUUACGGCAGGUUCCUCUUCUCCCUGCUGGAAACGGUCUCCAGAUGGCACAAAACAAAAGAAACCUUCAACAAAGAGUGCACAAACUACCCGGGCUUCGUCACGAAAUACCGGAAGAACAACCAACAAGCCGACAAUCUGGACAACGUCGACUACGAGAACUACCGGCACGUGUGCCACAAAUGGCACUUCAAAUUAGCCAAGGCCAUGGUCACUUGCUUGGAGUCCAAACUCUACGUCCAGAUAAGGAACGCUCUGAUCAUCCUGAUCAAAAUCAUCCCGCAUUAUCCGGUGCUGAUCAAGUUGAGCCAGUUCAUCGAGAAGAGGAUCGAGAAAGUGAGGGACGAAGAGAAGAACAACCGACAGGACUUGUUUACGCUUUCGAGCAGCUAUUUGGGGCUGCUCAAGCAGAAGAACGCUAGCGGACAGAUGAUGAAGGAGAGCGACUUCCAUAUCCCGUUGGAAAAGGAAAAGGCAAAAAACACUGAGGCAAAAGCUGAAGCAAACAACAAAGCCAAUGGUAAUGCUAAAGAAGAUGCAUCAAAGGAGAAACCCGAUAAAAAGGCAUCGAAACAAACCACCGAAGAAGUUAAAACUGCAUCAAAAACACAAGCAGUGUCCAUGGAGGCAACUAGCUCAAACAGUAAAGAUAAGACUGAAAAGAUACACAAAGAAGAACAACAGAAAGAGAAAUAUAAAUCGGAAAAGAAGGAAGAAUCAGAAAAGGAAAGAGACAGGGAAAAAAGACGAGAUAGAAGAGAUGAAAAGACUAGCAAUAACAAAGAAGAAAGAUACAAUCGGACACAGGACGAAAGAUUUAUCGAAAUGGUGAGUCCGAAAGAAGAUCGGCAUUCGGGCGAGAAACAAACUGAAAGAUAUUACGAGGAAAGAAGUACCCACCACUAUCGCGAAGCGAGGGAAGAUAGAGAAGUGGGUGUGAGCAACAACGGCAACACGGCAAGACUCAGUCAGGAACCUGAGCCAGAAAGAGAUAACAAAAGAAGAAAAGUCGACAGUUCUUCGAAGAAUUCCAAACACGAUGACCGCAAGUCGGGAGAAUUCUUUACUGAAAAAGUUGACAAGAGAGAACGUACAGCCAAACCUAAAGAAAAGCGAGAGAAAAUGACAGAGGAAGAGAAGGAGAUUAGGAAAGAACGGAAACUUGGUAGGAAGAGGGAUCGAUUGGAGGAAGCUGUCCAACUGGAAAUGAAGAGACGUAGGGAAGAGGACAAAGUUACCAAGAUGUCACCAAAUGGGGAGCUUAUUGAACCUCCAGCUCUUCCUCGAGAGAAACACCACCGAACAAGGGAAAUAUCACCAUAUCCAAGAGAUAGAUCGCAUGAGAAAUCUGAACCGAGAGACAAACAUAGGAGGAGUUCGGAAAAUAAAAGAAGAUAGCUAUCAUUCCUGCAUAAGACAAGGACUUACAGGAUUCCUCCCGUUGAUAAAUGAAUAAGUGCAAGAGUAAACUCUAAUGUAAAUGUUUAUUUUAUAUGUGAUUUAUAGUUGUAUGUAAUAAAGUUGGAUGACUUAAGUUUUAUACUUACAUCAG